Molecule: messenger RNA, 756 nt
Organism: Dreissena polymorpha
Lineage: Eukaryota; Metazoa; Mollusca; Bivalvia; Myida; Dreissenidae
Exons: 1
Coding region: 1-756 (251 amino acids)
Source: RefSeq, a predicted model, not a curated record
AUGGCAGGGCGUUCGUGCCAUGACGAACCAACAAACUCGGACAUUGUAGCAAUGUUGGGGAGAAUUGAUUUAAAACUUAAGGAUAUGGAUAAAAGUUUGAAGCGUAUUGAGUCACUCGAGAAAAAAGUAGAUAACUUUGACAAGGAGCUGAAAAAGGUAUGGUUACACCUCGACAAGUUUACGAAUGAGAUCAGUGAUAAAGUAAACAGAGUUGAACAUAAGGUGGACUCAGUAGAUAUAGAGUUAGAGGGUGCCAGGAGAAGGAUAGCAGAUCUUGAACGGGAUAAAGAUAAGCUCAAAGAAGACAUUACUUAUGUGCAGUCUCAAAGCAUGAGAAACAAUUUAAUUUUUGGAAAUAUACCGGAAGUGCAAGACGAAACACCGGCUAAGACAGAGCAAAUUUUGCGAGAAUUCAUUGUGAGUAAUCUCAAGGUGACAAAGGAAGAAGUGGACGGUAUGCGGUUAGAGAGGGUGCACAGAAUGGGCCAGAAGCAAAAUCAAUCAGCAGGGCAGGGUUCCACCCGGGAAGAAAAUAACCAGCGCCACCGCAGCAUUGUGUGCAAAUUUUGUUUUUUCGGCGAUAGGGAGAAGGUUCGUGGUAACAGCAAGAACUUAAAAGGUUCACAGUUCUACGUCACAGAACAAUUCCCACAGGAAGUUGCGGCGAAGAGGAGGCGAUUAUUCAAGAGGGUCAAGGAGGAGAAACAGGCCGGACGAAGAGCUUGGGUGUCUUACGACACUCUGUAUAUUGUUUAA